Stegostoma tigrinum is the source of this 3849-nucleotide messenger RNA. RefSeq names its product leucine rich repeat containing 17 (gene lrrc17). Bases 414 to 1670 code for a protein of 418 amino acids. Gene Ontology annotation, cellular component: plasma membrane. The transcript has 4 exons. Gene Ontology annotation, molecular function: protein binding. The record is from RefSeq and is a predicted model, not a curated record. Lineage: Eukaryota; Metazoa; Chordata; Chondrichthyes; Orectolobiformes; Stegostomatidae.
UAUAGCUUUAACAACCAGACAGGAUAUUUCUGGCAGAAGAACAGCCUGGAAUUCUGCCAAGAGCCUGAGGAAACGUUUUUUUAGGCAGCUGGGAUUCUGAAACUCCACACCAGUUCAAUUCCCCUCCCCCUUCCUCCAUUAUUCACUCUGCCGCUCUGCACGAGAAACUGUAAACCACACAGUUUCUACUAACAGCAUAAAAUUCUGAAGACUAACCUGAGUACAACCUGAAAUGUCCAGGUAGACGAGCUUGUGGCAGCCCUUCCCUGUGGCAAGACUGCCUUGCAAGGAACAAGUGGUUUAAGUCAGUGCAAAACCCAAAUUUUUUGAAGCUACCUUAGUUCUCACAUGUCUUUGGAUUCUUGUGUACGACCAAAUCAUCACUCAGUUGCUGGAACCAUCUGGAUCUCAGGAUGCAAGUAAUUAGGAUUAUUUUGUUGCUACUCCUAUGUAGAGCAGUAGACCUCAUGAAAAUUAAGAAUGGUCGCCAUGGAAACAGAAUGAGGGACUGUGGCAAGAAAUGUCUCAAAAAGCGCUCUACUCACGUCAAAAGAUUUGAUCAAUUCCUAAGCUCCAUAUGCAGUGAGAGUUUGCAUGAAGAUGAGAAAAUAUUGGAUUGUCAAGAUAAGCAACUUAUUACAAUUCCUCCUAAUUUGCCAAGGGACAUUGUUCAUUUACAGUUAGCGGGAAAUAAGAUCCGUAGGUUAAAGGCCUUGAUGUUUUCUACAUUAAAGAAUUUGAAGAGCCUCGACUUACAACGAAAUGCUAUAGCAAAUAUCGAAGAAGGUGCAUUUGAGGGAUUGGAUGAACUGAAUACUUUAUUAUUGCAGCAUAAUCAAUUACAGUUCAUGUCAGAGGAGGUUUUUAUGCCUAUCCCUAAACUAAAAUAUCUGCGCAUCUAUGAUAACCCUUGGAAUUGCAAUUGUAAGCUGGACCAAAUGAUCCGGAAGUUGCAGAUCCCUGGUCAACGAAAUCUAGCUAAUCUGGCCAAAUGCAAAGCUCCAAAACGAUUUGCUGGUCAUAAGUUAAAGACAAUCAAUGUGAAUGUGCUCUGCCAGGAUGAUGAUAAUGAUGAGUAUCCUAUACCGAUCCAAAAUACUGCUGACUCCACAAAAUGCAAUAUCUAUCUUUUCCCAAAAUCAAGAAUCGAUUGCCAAAAUAAAGACCUAAUGAAAGUUCCAAUUGAUAUUCCUGUUGAAGUUCUAGAAAUUGAUCUAUCCAGGAAUAACAUCAGGCAAUUGAACGCCAAAAACUUCAUGAAUUUUAACGAAUUAGAAACAUUAAACCUCAGCAGCAAUUCAAUAGGAUACAUAGAUCCUGCUGCAUUUUCUGGUCUUUUGCGUCUGAAGGAGCUGGAUCUAUCUUCAAAUGUUUUGUACAACUUUGAAUAUGGCGUCUUGGAGCACCUAUACUUUAUAGAGAGGCUGGUUCUUACUGGAAAUCCAUGGAGGUGUGAUUUUCAAAUCCACUAUUUGGCCUACUGGUUGCAGGUUCACUACAAUGUACAAUUUGAAGGCCUUGAAUGCACAAUGCCCAAUGAAUAUAAGGGUUGGACUGUGCAGAAGUAUAUCAAAAAAUAUUAUGAGGACUGCCCCAAAGAAAAGACAAUACCUGACUUUGAUACACAUGAUUCUGAUAAGUCAGAAGAAGAAAGCAGAAGGUUACCCUAAAUAGUUGUAGCACAAAUAAUCCAUGCUUAUCUACUACAUAUGAAAACAUAACUACACAUAUGAUUAUGUAACUUUAUUUCACAUAAGCAUUUAGAUAUGUCAAAACCAGUUGCCCUACCCUCCUUGAACAUUAUUAUAAUAUUAUGAAAAAUGAGAGUUUCAGGUGUGCAUUUUCCAACUUUUUCAAGGAAUUUCACAGUUUUUUUUGUAAGGCAAGUGUAAGUCAACUGAAAUAAAAUCCAUAUUUUACAGUAUUGCUGCAUUUUUAUAAAAUGUUCUAUUGUAUUUUAUCCUUUGUAAUAAUCUAGAAAACAGUAGCUGUACCAAAUAAAGAAAAUAUAAAUCAAUUGAUUUCAGGAUUUCUAACCAACGAGCACUUGAAUGACUCAUAAUUCUGGACACAUUUUAUGCACUCUUCCUGCCAUAUGUGAUUAUGCCAUAUAUUAAGAUUUUUUUUGGAAGACAUUUUCUUUAUGUUUCCAUAUGAAGAAACUAAAUAGAAAAAUUCUCAUUUAAUUGCCAUAUAAUCAUUCAUCAUUUGGAGUCACUUAGGGUCAGGGCUUUUAAUUUUUCACUCCUAGAACAGUGCCAGCAAUCGAUUGCUAUAGCUUAUACUGCUUCAGAGCCAGUUCUAUGUAGUCUGUCAGCCAAAAUGAAACAAAUAUUUAAUUAUAGUUGGUCUAAGGAAGGGUCACUGGAUCCAAAAUAUUAACUCUGAUUUCUUUUCACAGAUGCUGCCAGACCUGCUGAGCUUUUCCAGCAAUUUCUGCUUUAGUUUUUAAUUAUACUUGCUGUGUAAAAUGCAAGCUGUAGGAAUUCUGAAAUUGAAAUGUUCCCAUUGUUAAUGAACAUGGUAACUACUAUCACCAUUUUGGCUCAAAUAUUUAAAAGGUUAAGGCCAAAAUAGAACCAAAACUGACAGUCCCCAAAAAACUAUGUAAAGGAAAUAAUGACCCAAAACUUGAAUGGAUGUUUUAACUCUAGGUAAUGAGUUAAGAUCACAUUUCAAACUUUGUUGUAACCAAUGGAAGCAUUUAGCAUCUAACAAAUUGGCAGGCUAUACCCAAACUAGCUUUGCAGUGCAGAGCCAUUGUCAGACUGAAAAAAAUCCAUUGUAUCUUUUUAUUAUCCUGAAUUCAGUAUAAUGUCUUGUCUUUUAACAAUUGGUAACAAUCAGUCCUGUUAACAUAGAAUAUAGAAAAGUACAGCACAGUACAGGCCCUUCGGCCCACGAUGUUGUGCCGUGGAAUAAUCCUAAUCCAAAAAUAAAAUAACCUAAUCUGCAUUCCCCUCAAUUCACUGCUGUCCAUGUGCAUGUCCAGCAGUCGCUUAAAUGUCACUAAUAACUCUGCUUCCAUGACUUCUACUGGCAAAGUAUUCCAUGCACUCACAACUCUCUGGGUUAAAGUCCCAGAAAAAUUCCUUCAACUGAAGUGGUCCUCUUUCCGUUCUCUAAUAGACAUAGUAUAAUUUUACAUUCACUCUCAAACUGCAUCAUCUAACAACUCUAGCUUGAUUAAAAAGCCACAAGAGUUGUGUAAGCUACACUAGUGACCAGCAAUGACUCCUGUACAGUUCCAUUGUACAUCUCAAUGUUAUGUUGUCUCCUCUUCUUCUCAGCUCUUGAUGUUGGGCUCCCUCUGUUCUACUGUUCAAUUCCAAUUUUUGGCUGAUUUCCUCACUGGUUAGACAUCACCACUAGAUCAAUUUAACCCUCUUUUCGCAACAGUUCAGUUUGUGCUUGCCAGGAUAACUAAAUCAAUAGCAAGUUUAAUGGAGAUACUUGUUCUGCAUGCUCCAUUGAGCUGUCAAAUUAAUCUUUGGUUUAGCUUCACCAGAAUACAUUACCUCAAACAUCUUAAUUUAAUUUCACAUUUUUGUGUAAACAUCAAGGGUAAUCUUAGCAUGAGCUGUCUGGCAGAAAUUAGGUGAUGAUGAAAAAUCUCAGUGGCAAACUCAUUUCCCUCACUUCCUGCUGAUCAGUACAUUGUUUCUGGAAUGUUUGCAUCUGCAUAAUCAUUCUUCUGUGUUAAAUGAAGCUUACCUUGAUAAUAUUUUACAUUGUUUUGAAAUUUAUCUGUAGUUUUUAUCUCAUCUAAUUUAACAUUCUAUUCAAGCUACUAUUUUGAUCUAAAACUUGGUAAACAUUUUGUUACAAUAAAAAAAACACUUAAAUGUU